CAGUCCUCUUUUUUUCCCAGCCGAUCAGAAGGUUGCCGAGCGCGCAGCAGACCGCCGUGCGUUUGUCCUCCUCUCAGCCACACGAACCGCCCCAAAAAGCACCGGUCCGGUCCGCAACUUUUCUCUGCGCCAUCUAGAAACUACUAACCCCCCUAACACCGCCCGCCUCCUGCACGUUCUGUAGCAAUGGAGCCGUAAAAGCCUCCACAGGGAGCUGACCGGAGUGAGUAAAGCAGCGGCGGAGACGCAGCAGACCAAGCGGCUAUGGAGGAGAAGCGCGGAGAGGCUGGAGUCUAGAAUAAACAUCCAUCCAUCCGGACUACUUGCUGCAAGCUUCCCCAACUUUUCUGACACUACUUUUUAAAAUCCAGGGUGUUUUAUUUUUAUAUUUCAACAUUCGAUCGUCUGAGCAUAAAAUUGCACAACAAGGAUGCAGGGAAGGAAGAAAGCGAGCGUCUGCGCUGGAUGCUGGAGGCAAAUGCUGCUGUUUUGCUCCAUGGCUCUGCACCUGAUCCCACUGUGUGUCCACGGGGCUGUUCUUGGGAUAAAUGCCACUGAGCCAGACAAUAAAGUCAAUAUCACUUCUCCACUCAUUGAGGAGGACGGCCCUGUAAAGGUCAAUGAUGUCAUCACAACAGUAACUGGGAUGAGCACCUCUGCCACUUCUGCUCCCGUCAGCUCUAUGACCCAGAGGGCGAGGCGUAUCCCUCGUGGAGACAAGGAAGAUGAUCAGAGCAGCGGCAUGUUUGCUGAUACGGUGGCUCCCACGAUGGAGAAAAUAAGCGUGGUCACAACACCCCAGAUCAUUCCUGAUUCGGCUGAGACAGACCUUCUGCUGCCUAGCAACCCACGCAUUGUAGAAGGAGAGGUGGAAGGGGAUGAAGAAAAGCGGCGCACACCAAAUAAUGACCCACCUUGGAUUACUGUCAAGGAAACUUCCAUGGUUGACCUGGACCACCGUACUACAGCCCCGCCAGCAGCUGCACCCAACCCCUCCAACCCUGAUGUCCUUCAUGUGGACUUCUUUGAUCCAGCCUCUCGUGGGCGUAACCUAGACCUAGCCCCGCCCUCUCCAUCAUCUCUGGCCCAUGAGCUUCAAGGUGGGGACGCAACAUCCUGGGCAAUGCCCGAAAACUAUGACUACCUUACACCGUAUGAAGAUGGGAUGACCCCCACUGUUGAAGAAUACAGCUACAGCACUACGACUGAUGCUUACGAGAGCGAUGAAGACCUUAGAGAGGCUGCGGGGUCUCCUGCUCGCUCCAGGCCCCGCGUUCCGGGGUCUGGAUCCUUUAACCCUGGGGGACCGUAUCCUGGUGUGGUACCUAACAUCUCACCUAAUGGUUGCCGGCUGGGCUACCAGAUGAUCAAUGGAAGCUGCCGCUCUGCCUGCGAGAUGCAGCCCAACUAUUGCCUCAACGGAGGACAGUGCUACCAGCUGGGUGGCGAGGAGAUAUUCUGCAGAUGCAAUGUCCAGGAUUACAUAUGGCACAAAGGUGUGCGCUGCGAAUCGGUGGUGACCGAGUUCCAGGUGAUGUGCCUCGCCGUGGGCGCCUCGGCCUUGGUGCUCUUGCUGCUCUUCAUGAUCAUCGUUUGCUUCGCCAAGAAGCUCCACGUGUUGAAGACGGAGAACAAGAAGUUGCGCAAGCGCAGCAGUAAGUACCGGCCUUCAUCGGAGCAGCACAAUGAUAAUUUCUCACUGUCCACCAUCGCUGAGGGCUCCCACCCAAAUGUAAGGAAACUGUGCGAAACCCCUCCUAACGUCCCUCAUGCCCGUGCAUUGGCUUACUAUGAUAACAUUAUCUGUCAGAAAACCAUGAGCAGAUACACCUGGGAGUGUAAGACCAAAGAGGAGUCCGACUGCGAGGAUGAUCCGCAUUCCCAAAACAAGCUGGAGGACCCGGUGAAGGCGCCGCCUAAGGAGGAUGAUUCCCUCAACAUCCACAACUCUCUGACCCCCAAACAUGAGAACCACAAGGUCCUUGGCGAGGAGAACUCCUCGGAGGUAAACUCACUGCAGAACAACAUGAUGUGAAUCAAAACAAAACCACGAAAAUCGCCCCCCACCCCCAAGCAACCUGACAACAAAACACAGAAAUCAACAUGUGCCGGCAAUGGGAAGAUGCAGACCUCAUCAGCUGCUCUGUUUUUGCCCGCUGCCGUGCAGCCUAACCAGUCAACCAACCAGCCUGCCAACACACCAGCCAACCGACUCAGUAUACAGCUGUCUCCAAUACGGCACCACUGCCACCAGCAGCCUCCAGUCGCUGCAAAUAAAAGAAAACAUACACUGGCUCUGCCUCCGUCACUGCCCCAGCUAAAAAAAAACUGCACCCUGUCCCAAUCUGCUUAACCCCAAAGCUCCCUUUUAACCCCCAUUCUACCCCUUACAUUCAGCCAUACCCCUGUUUCGCAGCCCCACCCCUCCUUGUUGCUUAAACUUUCCCAUCUCUGUAAUACCUGCACACACACGCACACACAGACAUUAGAAGCAUACACAUCUGUGAAAAGCUCCGACACGCUUUUAUGUGAACACCGUCACACACCUUCCCUUUCCCUGCCUGCAUUGGUGUAUUUUGUAAAAAGAAAGAAAUCAUACAGAAGUUUAAAACUUACAGAAAAAGUUGUUGUAAAAAAAAAUAAAUAAAGUUAAUGC
Cyprinodon tularosa is the source of this 2656-nucleotide messenger RNA. RefSeq names its product chondroitin sulfate proteoglycan 5-like. NCBI's taxonomy places the organism in Eukaryota, Metazoa, Chordata, Actinopteri, Cyprinodontiformes, Cyprinodontidae. Gene Ontology annotation, biological process: nervous system development. The transcript has 6 exons. The coding region runs from base 431 to 2035 and encodes 534 amino acids. The record is from RefSeq and is a predicted model, not a curated record.